Molecule: messenger RNA, 295 nt
Organism: Drosophila simulans
Lineage: Eukaryota; Metazoa; Arthropoda; Insecta; Diptera; Drosophilidae
Exons: 1
Coding region: 29-169 (46 amino acids)
Source: RefSeq, a predicted model, not a curated record
AAAGAAGAACUAAGUCUACGAAAUAGAGAUGCACUUUCUGAGGGUACUCGUCCUUUUGGCCAUGGCCUUUGUGAGUUCAAACCCACUUCCGCAUCCAAAUGGAGAAGUUAUCGUUAUUGUCAACCCAAAAGUCUCAGAUGACUGUACCACUACACUAAAAUUUUCUUAAAUUCGAAAAAACAAAAAUAUUUCGUAAUUCUUUACCGAUGCAAUUUCUCAAAUACGAAAUAUGAAAUGACCAACUGAUAAGUCACCAAUAAAAAUAUAAAAAUAAAACUUAUUUAGGGUGAAACUU